This is a messenger RNA of Linum trigynum, 1490 nucleotides long. The record is from the annotation of a GenBank genome assembly. Lineage: Eukaryota; Viridiplantae; Streptophyta; Magnoliopsida; Malpighiales; Linaceae.
CUAAAACAUGAUAAAUAUUGGUAUAGUGAUAUUCACAUACUGCAAAGUGCAAACCCUCCCAAGUUGCGAAGAAAAAAAUACCAAAAGAAAACCAAGACAAAAGGAUGUUUAAAAUAUUAACGAUGGGAUGUUUGAAUCCUUAGCUAGUCGAACAGGGGAACAAAUACUCAAAUCUCAAAGUUUUUAAGUGGGUGUUACAGUGGAGAGUAAUAAUGACUAACACCAAUGGCAAUGUGGGAUCUUUGGGGGGGAAAAAAAGAAGCCCCUUCCAUACCAGUAAAGGGCAAUAAGAAGGGAGCAUAAAACCCAACACCAAAGAACUCCAAAUAAUUCCCACCCAACUCACCUCUCAUUUCCCACUGGAACUUCUCUUCUCCCCUCUCAAACACUUCCCGUGUCAUCAAUUCCUCAGUAAUCAGCCAUCAAAACCAUGGUUUCCCAGGGCGAUGAAGCAGAUCGCCAGGAGCAUGGAGCAGCAGCAGCAGAAGCUGACGAGAUCUACAUCGAAGAACAAGAAUGGUUGAGCCUAGGCAUGAAAAACAGAGCAUCUGGUGGAGGCAGGGGACAUGAAAACGACGACGACAACAACGAUUCCGAUCACACAACUCCUCCUUCUUCCUCGGCGACCCACCACAAGGUUUUCUCCUGCAACUUCUGCAUGAGGAAAUUCUACAGCUCCCAGGCACUCGGCGGCCACCAGAACGCCCACAAGCGAGAGAGGGGCGCCGCCAAGAGGUUCUUCCACUCCCAGCGGAUGAUGAUGGCCGCCGCCGCCGCCUCCAUCGGCUACCCUUUCGCUCAAAAUUGCGGUAAUAACUACUCUUCCUCUUUCUCGCCGCCUCUGGCAGCCGCUCGGUCGCUCGGCGUCCAACCGCACUCUCUGGUUCACAAGCCUGCCGGGGCGGCGGCGGCAGGGGCGGCGGUGGCGAGAUUCGGAGGGAGGGAAAGGGAUGGAAUUGGGAUGGGUAGUAUUUGGGCGCCGUCGUUUUUGCCGGAAGAAGGGACAGCCGUGGGUUUGGUUUGGCCGGGGAGCUUUCGAUCGGUGGUGGUAGAUAGAGAUCAGAGCUGCUCUGGCUCUGGCUCUGGGGAUUUGCAUAGUAGCCUUGAUUUGGAUCUCAAGCUGUAAUAAUUCUUUCUUUAGCUAAAUUAUUUUACUCCUUUUUCAUUUCUAAUCGUUCUGUUUUCAGUUUUGACCUCCCCUGAAUGGGAAUGGAAGAAAGAUAUGUGAAUUGGUUGGAUGGACAAUCAUGGCUUUUUCCAAGUUGUGUAUGUGGUACAGCUAAGCUAAGCUAAGCCAUUACAACUAGCUCAACAAAAUAUGGGAUGAUUCGUGAUUCAUGGUAUGGUCCGUUAGGAGGAUAUGAUUGAUCCAAAGCAGAGCAAGUGUGUAACUAACAUUUAUUAGUGGUAGGUUUGAUACUCAAAAUGAAAUCAUUAUUAGUAGGUUUAUCUUGGUGGAGAUCGAGCUCUAACAAAGAACUUGGAUGUGA